GCAUUUGCGCACAGCCAGCACAAGCCCAAGCUCACACAUGUGGUGGCGUCUCUUCCUCGUUCUCGGCGCGGCCAUGGCCGAGGUGCAGGACGCGCCGACCAAGUCGGGCGUCAAGACGUGGGUCGACGUCGAGACCCCCGAGUGGGCCAUGACCAAGAUGACGUCGCGCGGCCACGAGUACGACCUUGUCAUGUCGGACGAAUUCAACAACGAGAACCGCAACUUUACCGCCGGCAUGGACCACCUCUGGACCGCGCUCAACCUGCCGGACGGCGUCAACAGCGCGAUAGGGUACUAUAGCCCCCGCAACACGUACACGUCCAACGGCAAGUUUCUCAUCCGCGUCGACGAAGGCACCGUGCCCAUCCAAUAUUGGGACCAAUACUCGGCCACGCCCGGCUGGGUCAACAAGAACAUGUAUUACACGGGCGCGAUGGUCCAGACAUGGAACAAGUUUUGCCUCCAAGGCGGCCUCAUCGAGGUGCGCCUCCAGCUGCCAGGCGCGCUGGACGCGGCGUCCGGCAACCCCAAGUACCCGCCGUACCAGCGCCUCGUCGAGAGCGACCGCGGGUUCUACCCGACGUGGCCCGGUAUCUGGCUCAUGGGCAACCUCGGGCGCGCGCUCUUUAGCGCCUCGACGCGGCGCAUGUGGCCGUGGACGUACAACGAGUGCGAUCCACGCUACAAGGACAUGCAGCGCAUCUCGGCGUGCAAUGCGACGCCGGGCCACGGCCUCAACCCGUUCCAGGGCCGCGGGUCGCCCGAGAUUGACAUCCUCGAGGGCGGCGGCAACGAAAUCUCGUCGUCGAUCCAGAUUGGCCCUGGCAUGCCGUUUGACUACCGUCUCUACAACGCCGACGACGGCGGCUGCUUUUACGACAAAAAGUGCAAGUACACGGGCGCCAACAUGGCCAACGUGCCGUCCGCCGCCUUCAAGCGCCAGCACUGGUACCAAGGGCUUCGGUACGCGGCCAACAACAAGUGCGCGCCCAACGCCUCGUAUGGCCAGCAGUUUAACUCGGUGUACCAGUCGGUGAUGGCCAAGAAGAUCACGACCAACACGUGCUUUUCGUCCCCCGGCGACCAGCAGGUGAUUCCUGCGUCCUGCGACGUCAACGGCGACCUCGGGCUCAUCGACGGCGUCGGCCCGACUCACUGGGGCGUGAACGAGAAGAGCACGUGCUUUGCACAGGCGAAUGGCUACAAGGGCGUCUACCUCUGCGACCCGGACAACCAGUACUACCGCUGCGAGUUCGCACGCCCGGACGGCCGCGCCAAGACUAACCAGAUGACCCCGUUCAACUAUCAAAUGGACGCGCUCUCAGCCAAUUGGUUUACGACCCAAGAGGCGUACCGCGGCUACAUGAACUACUCGCUCGAGUGGGUGCUCGGACCCAACGGCCACAUUCGGUGGGCGCUCGACGACCAAGUGCUUUUCGAGAUCCCGUCGCAGUCGAUCCUCAACGUGCCGCAGGGCGGGAACGAGACCAACCCAAUCAAGCUCCCGAUCGAAGAGCCUAUGUACCUCAUCUUCAACGUGGCAACGGCACCGGCGUGGGGGACCAUGCCUCCGAACGCCGGGUACGGGCCGUGCCGCGGCAACCAAACGGACCCGGGCUGGCUCUGGAAAAACAAAACCAACCGCGCGACGGUCGUGGCCGAGACCAAGAUCUGCGACUCGUUUCCGAUGUAUCUAAGCGUUGACUACAUUCGCGUGUGGCAAGACCUCCGCGGCAACGAAGAGAAUGCGAGCCACAUUGGCUGCGACCCCGCGAGCCACCCGACGAGCCAAUGGAUCCUCGACAAUAUCGGCGAGUACUCGGACGCCAACAACUCGGUCAUCGACGUGGCCGGUGGCGCGACCUGCAACUCGGACGACGACUGCACGCGUGCGUCCAUGAUGACGGGCAUCUGCGUCAAGAACCGGUGCCAGUGCACGACGCUCUGGGGCGGUCCUCGGUGCACGUGGGUCGUCGACAUCGAGCCCAACUGGGCGUACCGGGCGCAGGCCUCGGCCAAGGGCUUUGGCCCGACCGUGCCGAUCACCGUCUCGCUCCUCGCGCUCGUGCUCGUUUCGAUCGCGUUCAUCCAGUACCGCCAGUCCAAGGGCCACUUUAUGUUUUUCGGCAAGGUCCGCGGUCCGCCGACGCCCGUGACGCGCGCGUCGUCGGUCGCCAACGACGACGUCAUGGCGACCGAGGACCGGGCCCGCGCCUUGCUCAACCAGAGCUCGCUCGAGAAUGCGUCCUUUAUGGACAGCCACGGCCACGUCUUCGACAGCAACCACGGCAUGGACAUUGGCCACACGCGCUACGAGCUCGAGACGACGCCGAGCGAGGGCCACCACGUGCGCUUCACCGACAAGGCGUUUGCGAUCGAUGCGAACGGCCGCAAGACGGCGCCCAGUACCUUGAUGUAGAGACGCCGGAGUAGAGAUCAUAAAUCACACAAAUGAAUAGGAUGGAAUAGAAGAUGA
Messenger RNA from Saprolegnia parasitica CBS 223.65, 2476 nucleotides. RefSeq lists its product as hypothetical. Lineage: Eukaryota; Oomycota; Saprolegniomycetes; Saprolegniales; Saprolegniaceae. The record is from RefSeq and is a predicted model, not a curated record. Gene Ontology annotation, biological process: (1->6)-beta-D-glucan biosynthetic process. Bases 38 to 2419 code for a protein of 793 amino acids. The transcript is spliced from 3 exons. Gene Ontology annotation, molecular function: glucosidase activity. Gene Ontology annotation, cellular component: endoplasmic reticulum membrane; plasma membrane.